This is a messenger RNA of Zingiber officinale, 2229 nucleotides long. RefSeq names its product glucomannan 4-beta-mannosyltransferase 9-like. Lineage: Eukaryota; Viridiplantae; Streptophyta; Magnoliopsida; Zingiberales; Zingiberaceae. Gene Ontology annotation, cellular component: Golgi apparatus. The record is from RefSeq and is a predicted model, not a curated record. Gene Ontology annotation, molecular function: mannan synthase activity. The transcript has 8 exons. Bases 333 to 2006 code for a protein of 557 amino acids.
GUUUGAGUCUCUCAGACCAUGACAACAAAACCACAAAUCUACAGUUUUUCAUACCCUCUUUUACUUGUAGCUUAUUUAAAAGCCUCACCGUCGACCCUUCUUUGAGCCCGCCCCUGCCUUGACUCUGCUUCCUCUCCUCUCCUCUCCUCUUUUCUUUCUUUCCGAUCGGCAGAGCAAACCGCGAUUUCCUCUUUCUAGUUUUUUUCUCCUGCGGAUCAGUUCGUGGAAUUUGGGGUCCUGGAUUGGACUGUAUAUUUUUUUGUGCUUCCUCUGUUUUGUUUGCACCUGCUCUGUUCCUCUGCUUUCUUUAACCUGUCGUCGGGAUAAAGAGAAUGGAGAGGCUUUCUUCCACGACGCUUCUCCCCGAGGCGUUCCAGGGGACGAGGGACGACAUCACGCAGCAGAUGGGGAUCGUGUGGGAGCACAUCAAGUCGCCGGUGGUGGUGCCUCUGCUGAGGCUCGCCGUCCUCAUCUGCCUCGCCAUGUCGCUCAUGCUGUUCGUCGAGAAGGUGUACAUGGCGGUGGUCAUCGUGCUGGUCCGCCUGUUCCGGCGGCGACCCGAGACCAACUACAAGUGGGAGCCGAUGGGCGAGGACCCCGAGGCCGGCAAUGCCGCCUACCCGAUGGUGCUCGUCCAAAUCCCCAUGUACAACGAGAAAGAGGUGUACCAGCUAUCGAUCGCCGCUGCGUGCGGGCUAUCAUGGCCGUCGGACCGCAUCAUAAUUCAGGUGCUGGACGACUCGACGGAUCCGGCGAUCAAGGAGUUGGUGGUGAAGGAGUGCCACCGGCGGGCGAGCAAAGGGGUGAACAUAAAGUACGAGAUCAGGGAGAACAGGAACGGGUACAAGGCAGGGGCGCUGAAGGAGGGCAUGAAGCACAGCUACGUGAAGCAAUGCGACUACGUGGCCAUCUUCGACGCCGACUUCCAGCCGGAGCCCGACUUCCUGAUGCGCUCCGUCCCCUUCCUCCUCCACAACCACAACAUCGCCCUCGUCCAAGCCCGCUGGAAAUUCGUGAACUCGGAUGAAUGUUUGAUGACGAGGAUGCAGGAGAUGUCCCUGGAUUACCAUUUCACGGUGGAACAGGAAGUGGGAUCCUCCACCUGCGCCUUCUUCGGAUUCAAUGGGACUGCUGGUGUCUGGAGGAUUUCUGCUCUCAACGAAGCGGGAGGAUGGAAGGAUCGGACCACGGUCGAAGACAUGGAUUUGGCUGUUCGAGCAAGCCUCAGGGGCUGGAAAUUCAUAUUCCUUGGAGAUCUCGAGGCAAUCCUUACUCAGUCUCAUCCUCCAUUGCAAUAUGAUUGUGCUGAUUCAUGGUUCUUAUUGAUUGAGCAGGCUAAAAGCGAGCUCCCGAGCACUCUCAAGGCCUACCGCUAUCAGCAGCACAGAUGGUCAUGCGGACCAGCAAACUUGUUCAGGAAAAUGGCGGUGGAGAUCGCCAUGAACAAGAAAGUGAACCUCUGGACCAAGAUUCAUGUGAUAUACAGCUUCUUCUUCGUUCGGAAAAUCGUCGCUCACAUCGUCACCUUCAUAUUCUACUGCGUCGUCAUCCCCGCGACGGUGUUGGUUCCUCAAGUGCAAGUGCCGAAGUGGGGUUUAGUCUACGUGCCCUCCAUCAUCACCAUGCUCAAUGCUGUCGGGACUCCGAGGUCUCUUCACUUGCUCGUCUUCUGGAUCCUUUUCGAGAACGUCAUGUCGUUGCACAGAACAAAGGCGACCUUCAUCGGCCUCUUGGAAGUAGGGAGAGUGAAUGAGUGGGUGGUCACGGAGAAGCUGGGCGACAUCAUGAAGACUAAAAAUGGUGGCAAAGCAGCAAGGAGAUUCAGACUCAGGAUUGGUGAAAAGUUGCAUCUUUUGGAGCUCUUUACUGGAGCUUACCUCUACUUCUGUGGCUGCUACGAUCUGGCCUUCGGGAGCAACCAUUACUACCUCUACCUCUUCGCCCAAGGAACUGCCUUCUUCAUCGUCGGACUCGGCUAUGUCGGCACUUUCGUCCCCCGUUCCUGAAGCUAUUCAUUGUGAUCAAGCAAACAAUAAAAGCUUAAGAAGCAAUGCGAGGCACUGAAGAAGGCAAACUUGUGUCGAUAGGAUUCCUUGUGUGAAUAUUCUUUUGAGCAUUGUGAAACCUUAUAGAUAGAAAUUUUCAUUCUUCCAGCCGUAGCUCCGAAUGCCAGUAGAAAUCGGCGUUUGUUGAAUUCAAAGAAGGAAUUGAUGGCGAACAGAAUUCCAU